Molecule: messenger RNA, 1623 nt
Organism: Letharia lupina
Lineage: Eukaryota; Fungi; Ascomycota; Lecanoromycetes; Lecanorales; Parmeliaceae
Exons: 3
Coding region: 1-1623 (540 amino acids)
Source: RefSeq, a predicted model, not a curated record
AUGGAAAGAAUUCGCAAACUUGAUGACAUAGACGUUGCUCAGGUCCAGACACCAUCAGCCAAACGUGCCCGUAGCUUAUCUAUUGAGCAACAACACGAGCAAGGUCGGCUGCCCGUGCAUUACGAGUCAGGCUCACCUCCAGCCUCAUCCACCACCUCAGGAGAAACUUGCGACUCCCCUCGCAUAUUAACUGAGGCUGUAGGCAAGGACUCCGACAGUGAGAUCAAGCAUCAAAGUGCCAGCCGUCACGUCUCGAGCGGUAUCCAAACAUCUGACUCUCCUGCCAACGAUCACCUUCCUUCUCUGGAAUCUCACUUUCCCCGAGGUAUCGCAAAGCAUACCUUUCCUGAUAGCUACGACGUUCCUUCGCCUCAAGCUGACCAUCCAAGUGGCAUCGAAGGAGAUCCUUUUCCUGACAGCUACGAUAUCCCUCCCUCGCCCGUUCAUGUCCCCAGUAGGAUUGAAAGAGCUCAACUCCCUAGCCUCUACGACACCUCUUCACCACCAGUCCAUAUCUCUAAGGGUCUCGAAGGAGUUCACUCUCCAAACAGCUACAAUCUUCCUUCCUCACCACCAAACUUAGACUUCAGCUCGACUCUGAAGGAAUCGUCACCUGGCAUGACUCCGGAGCAGGCACAGAAAGAGUUCGAGAAGCAACACCACUUUUACAAUGAUCCAGACGCAAGGCCUGUCAAGGAGUACUAUGCUCAGUUCUUCAGCCCUGAACUGGGACUCUGCAAGAGAUCUUCAAGGCUUUCGAGGAAUCGCUCACAUUUCGAAUUCCUGUAUAGGACACGUGGCGCUGCCAUUAUAGAUCUAGCUCGUGCAAUCCUCGGCCGCUCAAGAGGCUCACCGACUGCAAAGGAAAAGGUCCCUGCGCUGCAGGCAAUUGCCAAAAAAUAUUCCAUCCUCGGUGAGAACGACUUCGCUUGCAAGCUCCUUGGUAUCCUUCUUGAUGAGGCCCGCAUGGUGCCCAAUCCUGGGAUUGCGCCAGGGCAAGCUCUAGCAGUCGACGAUUUCAUGCCAGAUCCCAAAGCUUGGAGCGAAGAUCUCCUGGCUAUCUUCGACAGGACCGUAUCUAAACCUCUCACCAAACAAAUCCAUCAUCCCUUCCUAGCGGGCGAAGUCAAGACCAAGGAUCGACCUAUUGCUGAAGCAGAAGUCCAGUGCCAGCGCACUGGUAGUGCCAUCGUAUCCUACACAGCCGACUGGAAUGAUGAAGCCAGGGGCAAGCCGCGUUCGGGGCCCUUCACCAGUCUACCACAAGUCGAUGUCGACAAGGACAACUCCGAUCCAGACCCUGACUCUAUCUGCUUUACCGUGGCUAUUGCGCCAAAUUCCUGCUUUAUGUUCGUCAACUGGCGGGAGCUCUGGAGCAAUGGCGCAGUGUACUGGCAUACGAGCGUUCUGGAUCAGUACUCACUGCAACACGGGCUGGACGCGACCACUGAAAGGUUUCAGCGAGACAUCAGCAACAUUGUCGAUUGGGGCCUAGGCGAGCGUGCGACUAAGAUAUACGAACAAGCGCGAGCAAUGGCGAAGAGAAAGACGGGAAGAGAUGAUGACUUGCCGGUUAUAGAACCAAAGCAGCAACGAAUAGGGCCCUCGGAUGAUUCAGACUGA